Molecule: messenger RNA, 2021 nt
Organism: Otolemur garnettii (small-eared galago)
Lineage: Eukaryota; Metazoa; Chordata; Mammalia; Primates; Galagidae
Gene: ADGRE1
Product: adhesion G protein-coupled receptor E1
Exons: 15
Coding region: 12-2021 (669 amino acids)
Biological process (GO): adenylate cyclase-activating G protein-coupled receptor signaling pathway; cell surface receptor signaling pathway
Cellular component (GO): membrane
Molecular function (GO): G protein-coupled receptor activity; calcium ion binding
Source: RefSeq, a predicted model, not a curated record
ACCACGAAGUGAUGUGGCCCUUCAGCCUGCUCCUCUGCUGGGGGUGUUGUGGUAUAUACAGCUGGAAAAUGCACGUAGUAUCCACAGUGGCUACAACAACAGGGGUUAAAACAGAGCCAGUGAAUGGCAGUGAAACAACUUCAACAUCAGCAGACGGGUCUUUAGACAAUUUCUCAGGAGAUUUUCAGAAUGUGAAUGAGUGUGCUGACACCACUGCAUGCCCAGCUUACGCCACCUGCAACAACACCAUGGAGAGUUACUAUUGCACUUGCAAAAACGGCUUCCUGUCCAGCAAUGGACAGAGUCAUUUCAAAGGUCCAGGAAUAAAAUGCACAGAUAUUGAUGAGUGUUCUCAAAGUUCCCCCAAAUGUGGUCCAAACUCAGUCUGCAGAAACAUGCUGGGGAGAUACAAAUGUAGCUGUUUUCUUGGUUUCUCUUCUCCCACGGGAAAUGACUGGACCCCAGAAAAGCCAGGCAGUUUUGCCUGCACAGACGUUGACGAGUGUCUCUCCAGCGGGGUCUGCCCUGAGCAUUCUGACUGUGUCAACUCCAUGGGAAGCUACAGUUGCAGCUGCCAAGUUGGAUUCAUCUCUAGCAAUUCUACCUGUGAAGAUAUUAAUGAGUGCGUUGUCAAAAUGUGCCCUGCCAAUGCAACUUGCACCAACACUCCUGGGAGCUACUUUUGCAACUGCCGUCCUGGCUUUGCACCAAGCAGUGGACAGCUGGAUUUCACAGACCAAGCAGUGGAAUGUAGAGAUAUUGAUGAGUGCUUCCAAGAUCCAUCACCAUGUGGUCCAAAUUCUGUCUGCACCAAUACCCUGGGAUCCUACAGCUGUAGCUGCAGUGUGGGCUUUCAUCCCAACUCAGAAGGCUUCCAGAAAUAUGGCAACUUCAGCUGUAAAAGAAUUCCCUUCAAGUGUAAGGAAGAUGUGAUAUCCAGUCAUGAACAGAUCCAGCAGUGCCCAGAGGGGGCAGCAGUAAAGUCUGAGUAUGGUUCCUUCUGUGGACUGAUAAACGACACCUUCCACAUUCUGGACAAUGUGUGUGAAAACAAAACUGCCGUGGUUCCUCUGAAGAGUGUGGCUAAGAGCUUAUCCUCUGUGCUUGAACAAAUAUCUACAUGGUCCAGAUUCACCAAGGAAGAGACGUCCACCCUGGGCACAGUCCUACUGGAGAGUGUGGAAAGCACCACAUUGGCAGCUCUUCUGAACCCCUCAGCGAACUUCAGUGAGACUAUCCAGACGGAAUUCCUGGAUAUUGAGAGCAAAGUUAUCAAUGAUGAAUGCACUGAAGAGAAUAUAGUCCUUAACCUGAAAGCCAAGGGGGAUGAGAUGAAGAUUGGGUGUUCCACAAUUGCAGAAUCAGGAUCCACAGGGGAAUGUGCAGGGACCACUGGAGUGGCUUUUGUCUCCUUUGUGGGCAUGGAGUCUGCUUUAGAUGAGCAUUUCUUCCAAGACCUCCAGACCUCCUUGGGCAACUCCCAGAGGAAGCUGAAGAUGAAUUCCCGUGUCAUUGGGGGCAUGAUGACUGGGGAGAGGAAAGAUGACUUCUCAGCCCCUAUCAUCUACACUCUGGAGAACAUCCAGAUGGUGUUCUCCUUGUAUGUCAUUAGCCAUGUGGGCAUGAUCAUCUCCCUGGUGUGCCUCAUCGUGGCCAUUGCCACCUUCUUGCUGUGUCGCUCCAUUCAAAACCGUAACACCGACAUCCACCUACACCUCUGUGUGUGCCUCUUCUUGGCCAAGAGUCUCUUCCUUGCCGGCAUAGACAAGACUGACAACAAGAUGGGCUGUGCCAUCAUCGCGGGCUUUCUGCACUACCUUUUCCUUGCCUGCUUCUUCUGGAUGCUGGUGGAGGCGGUGAUGCUCUUCUUGAUGGUCAGGAACCUGAAGGUGGUGAAUUACUUCAGCUCUCGCAACAUCAAGAUGCUGCACCUCUGUGCCUUUGGCUACGGACUCCCAGGGCUGGUGGUGCUUAUCUCUGCCACUGUGCAGCCAUGGGGCUACGGGAUGUAUAAUCGGUGA